This is a messenger RNA of Canariomyces notabilis, 520 nucleotides long. RefSeq lists its product as uncharacterized. NCBI's taxonomy places the organism in Eukaryota, Fungi, Ascomycota, Sordariomycetes, Sordariales, Chaetomiaceae. The coding region runs from base 103 to 432 and encodes 109 amino acids. The transcript is spliced from 2 exons. The record is from RefSeq and is a predicted model, not a curated record.
CUGAAAAGGGCCGAAGACCGCAUCUACCUGGAGAAUUGGACCUGGAGCAGGGCAGCCAUAUGGCUGCACGAGGCAAUGCAUAUGCAGUACUUCAUGAACACCAUGGCCAACCAGGAUCCGGACGUUCCGGACCUCAUCAUCAGGAAUCGUGACGGGAACGAGGAGAGAGCGUACGGCAUCAUCCACGCCAAACGCCUCGCUAACUGGGAUCGAGCCCACACGCCCUCCCAGUGGUCAUCGCGAAAUUCCGACUGCUACACUUAUUUCGCCAUGGCCAGAUGGGUCGAGGUGAAUUCAUUCGAGAAGACGUAUCCGUACCAACCCGAGGUCGGCGAUGCUCCUUCCACCGAACCCAGACUUCCGCCUGGUACGACGUCGGCGGACGGCAUCGACAGGUCGCCCGACAUCGACUGGCCUCUUCCACUAUGGUGAGCAUUAGAUCAAACUUGGAUCGGAUGUGUGGCAAGGAACGAAGCGCAAGCGGGAUGGCUGGCAGCAUAUGAGUUGGAGCACGACAAGU